AUGACAUGCGAGGGAUGUGUUGGUGCUGUGAAAAGAGUCCUCGGUAAAAUGGAAGGCGUGGAGUCAUUUGAUGUUGAUAUAAAGGAACAAAAAGUGACUGUGACAGGCAAGGUGGAGCCAGCUGCGGUUUUACAAACGGUAUCGAAAACAGGAAAGAAAUCGGAGUUCUGGGAAACGGAGGCCGGAACCGCCAAGGCCUAA
Molecule: messenger RNA, 201 nt
Organism: Arabis nemorensis
Lineage: Eukaryota; Viridiplantae; Streptophyta; Magnoliopsida; Brassicales; Brassicaceae
Source: the annotation of a GenBank genome assembly